AUGCGGUCGCCCAGCCUCGUCACCUUCGCUGAGAACGUUCUACUUGCUGUCCAGCGUCGCCAUGUCCUGGCAGUAGUACUAGCUGUGGCGCUAGCUCGGUACGUGUACUUGCGUCGUCGUCGCCACGUUGACCAGCUGUGCCUUUACCGCGCACUUAGUCGCUACGUCACGACCGAGACCCGAGACCGACCGGAUAAGUGCGCAUCCCCCACUUUACUGACCUCGCCAGCCGAGGAGUGGCACAUUGUGACAGAGCAUGGUACCCGCAUGCAGUCGCUCGUGUACUACCCGCUAGAGUCCGUCAAGCACAAGACGCUCGUGUUGGUCAUUCCAGGCAACCCCGGCGUCUCGUUCUACUAUCUGCCGCUUAUGCAGGAGCUUAUUCGAAAGCACGGGCGACGCCACGAGGUGCGCUGUCUGUCACACGUGGGCCAUUUUAUGCCGUAUAAGAACAAGGGACAGGCGUUCACGCUGCAAGAACAGCUGGAGUACAAAGCCGCGUACCUGCAGCAGCGACUGCGUGACGAGCCAACGCUGCAGCUCGUCCUGAUUGGCCAUUCGAUUGGCAGUUACUUCUUGCUGGACAUGGCCAGGCGAUUUCGUCAACACAUUGCCAAGCUCGUGUUCAUGCAGCCGACGAUUAUGCACAUGGCAUUGUCUCGGAAAGGGAAGCAGAUGAUGCCGUUGUUUCACAACUACGAACGAGGAGUGGCACUUGUUGCAGCAGUGGAAUUUCUCAUGCCACUGUCGCUACGUCGCUGGAUUGUCCGUCGCGUCUUGGGAGAUAAGACGUCUGAACCAUUGCAAUUGGCGUCGCUCUCUCUCGUGAAUGCGAGUGUCAUGCGCAACGUGCUUAAAAUGGCGGCGAACGAGAUGGAAGAAGUCACCGAGCUGGACGGAGAUCUACUGGCGAAGAUUGAAGAGAAGGUCUUGUUUGUCUAUUCGACGGUGGAUGAGUGGGUGCCUGCUGAGUUUGUACAAGAGUACCAGCUCCGCUUUCCAAACGCGCAGCACCGUGUUGUCCCACAAGCUCAUGCCUUCAUGAUGGACGUCAACGGUACGCGCGAUAUGGCGGCACACAUUUCACAUUGGAUCAGUGAGGUUCUUGACGGCAAGCAGUCGGGGGAGAUGGAUGCGGUAGUAGCAUAG
Molecule: messenger RNA, 1149 nt
Organism: Peronospora matthiolae
Lineage: Eukaryota; Oomycota; Peronosporomycetes; Peronosporales; Peronosporaceae
Source: the annotation of a GenBank genome assembly